Lolium perenne is the source of this 1926-nucleotide messenger RNA. RefSeq names its product probable receptor-like serine/threonine-protein kinase At5g57670. Gene Ontology annotation, molecular function: protein kinase activity; ATP binding. The record is from RefSeq and is a predicted model, not a curated record. NCBI's taxonomy places the organism in Eukaryota, Viridiplantae, Streptophyta, Magnoliopsida, Poales, Poaceae. Gene Ontology annotation, biological process: protein phosphorylation.
CGCCGCUCCUCUCUGUGCCGUGCUGUGCUGUGUUGUUCCCUACUUCCUCCCUCGCCGAGGCAGUAGGCACUGGCAAAGGACAGCGACACACUCCCCGCCAUCCGCUCCACCUUCUGCUCCGUCGCGUGAGUACUUGAGCGCGGCAGAGCAUACCAGAGCAGGCACAGGGAGGGCGCGCACGCGACGACGCAGGGAGGCAGUUACGCUGCUCUUCGUGUCCAAUUUAAUGCGUUGCUGAAAACGGAGCAGUUUCCCUCCAAUGGCCUGAGCUCCUGAUGCCAUUCAAUGCCCCCCGCCUAUCCCUCCUCUCAAUCUUCUUCACCUCCUCGGAAACACACGCUGCUCUAGCCGUGUAUCGGAAGAUGAAUUAUCUCCGGAACCGGAGCCUGAAGCGGCUCAUGUCCAUGGGCCGCCGGAGCAACCCCGACGACGACUGCGGCGUCGUCCUCGCCGACGCCGCCGACUCGCCUCCCCCGCCGCCGCCGGCGACGACCCCGGGCGUGUGCUCCGGGCGCUGGAUGGAGCAGCGGACGCUGAGCUACCUCGGGAGCCGGAGCGUGAGGCGGCUCCUCUCGCUCGGCCGCCGGAGCAGCGCCGACGACGACUGCGUCGUCGGCGUCGUCGACGCCGACCCGUUCACGCCGCCGCCGACCAAGCCCACGUGGCGGUGCUUCUCCUACGAGGAGGUGGACCGCGCCACCAAUGGCUUCCACCCAGACAACGUGGUGGGCCGGGGCGGGUACGGCGAGGUGUACUGCGGGAUCCUCGACGACGGCCGCGCCGUGGCCGUCAAGCGGCUGGCGGCGUCGGCGGCCGUGGCGGCGGACGAGAAGAAGGAGAAGGACUUCCUCACGGAGCUCGGCACGGUGGGCCACGUGCGGCACCCCAACGUGUCGUCGCUCCUCGGAUGCUGCGUCGACCGCGGCCUCCACCUCGUCUUCGAGUUCUCCACGCGCGGCUCCGUCUCCGCCAAUCUCCACGACGAGAAGCGGCCGGCGAUGAGUUGGCGGCAGCGGCACGGCGUGGCGGUGGGCACGGCGAGGGGGCUCCGGUACCUCCACAAGGGAUGCGCGAGGAGGAUCAUCCACCGGGACAUCAAGGCAUCCAACAUCCUACUCGACGCAGACUACGAGCCACAGAUUUCCGACUUCGGGCUCGCCCGGUGGCUGCCGUCGGAGUGGACGCACCAUGCCAUCGCGCCCAUCGAGGGCACCUUCGGGUGCCUGGCGCCGGAGUACUUCACGCACGGCAUCGUGGACGAGAAGACGGACGUCUUCGCCUUCGGCGUCUUCCUCCUCGAGCUCAUCUCCGGCAGGAAGCCCGUCGACGGAUCGCACAUGAGCCUGCUCGCAUGGGCCAAGCCUUACCUGAACGACGGCGUGGUGCAAGGCCUUGUGGACCCGCGCCUCGGCGACGGCUACGACGCCGCCCAGCUGAGGCGGCUCAUGUUCGUCGCCUCGCUAUGCGCCAGGCCCGCCGCUGCCUGGCGGCCUACCAUGACAGAGGUGCUGGAGCUGCUGGAGUCGGGCGAGAUAUCGCAGGAACGAUGGCAGAUGCCCGAGGAGGCGGUGGAGGACGAGUUCUGGGAUUUCGACGAUCUCACCGACUUCGAGGACGACGACGAUGACUACGACGGUGAAUCUGAUUCCCCCUCGAUACCCUCGUCAGCGUGCAGCAUCCACGCCAAUGAUUAGGCCCCCCGAAAUCGUUUUGCAGCUGUCAGUAGAUCAAGUGUCCAUUUGUUUUUUUCUUUUUUGCCUUAGUCUCUUAGAGGUGAUAUGGUCCUUGAGAUUAUGUUAGUGUACAUAAACAAGAAACAACUAGCAGCAACAAGUUAAGAGUAGGGAUUCGAUCAGGCCCGUGGCUUCCAUUAUUUCCCGUGCCUCCAUCUGCACGCAAUGCAAGAUCAGGAUCUCCCUCCGUAAA